Hirsutella rhossiliensis is the source of this 1428-nucleotide messenger RNA. RefSeq names its product PPP5 TPR repeat domain-containing protein. Gene Ontology annotation, cellular component: nucleus; cytosol. The record is from RefSeq and is a predicted model, not a curated record. Lineage: Eukaryota; Fungi; Ascomycota; Sordariomycetes; Hypocreales; Ophiocordycipitaceae. Gene Ontology annotation, molecular function: protein serine/threonine phosphatase activity; protein binding. Bases 1 to 1428 code for a protein of 475 amino acids. The transcript has 7 exons.
AUGUCGCAACAAGCCGUCGACCUCAAAAACCAGGGGAACAAGGCGUUCGCGGCUGGCGACUUCCCGGCUGCCGUCACCUUCUACUCAAAGGCCAUUGAGCUCAACGACAAGGAGCCCGCCUUCUUCACCAACCGCGCCCAAGCAUACAUCAAAACCGAAGCGUACGGAUAUGCCAUCUCCGAUGCUGGAAAAGCCAUCGAGCUUAACCCAAAGCUGAUCAAGGCAUACUACCGGCGCGGUCUCGCUCGCACCGCCAUUCUCCGACCCAAGGAAGCCAUCGAUGACUUCAAAGAAUGCGUCCGGUUGGACCCCAGCAACAAGGAUGCCAGGCUCAAGUUGGAAGAAUGCAAAAAGAUUGUGCGGCAACUGGCCUUCUUUGCCGCCAUCGAGGUCGGCGAAGAGCCGUCAGCGGCAGAGGGCCUCGACUUGGACUCCAUGGUCGUCGAGGCCGACUACGACGGCGUGCGCCUCGAAAACGAGAUGACGCAGGAAUUCAUCGACGACAUGACGGAGAGAUUCAAGACUGGCAAGAAGAUACAUCGCAAGUAUGUUUACCAAAUCGUCGUCAAGGUCAAGGAAAUGGUGUACGAGGAAGCGACCAUGGUGGAGAUGGAGAUUCCAGACGACGUCCAGCUUACCGUCUGCGGCGACACGCACGGCCAAUACUUUGAUCUCAUGGAGCUCUUCCGGCGCAACGGAGCUCCCGCCGAGAAGCACUGGUAUCUGUUCAACGGUGACUUUGUCGACCGGGGGUCCUGGUCGACAGAAAUCGCCCUAUUGCUGUAUGCUUACAAGUGGCUGAGGCCCCACGGCUUCUUCCUGAACAGAGGCAACCACGAGACGGACGACAUGAAUCGCGUCUAUGGGUUCGAGGGAGAGUGCAAGGCCAAGUACAACGAGCGAGUCUUCAAGCUGUUCUCGGAAAGCUUCUCGGCCUUGCCGCUGGCAACGCUGAUCGGAAGAAAGUAUCUGGUUCUCCACGGCGGCUUGUUCUCCGACGACAACGUUACUUUGGACGACAUUCGGAAACUAAACAGACACAACCAACGGCAGCCAGGCCAAUCCGGCUUGAUGAUGGAAAUCCUCUGGACGGACCCUCAAGAGGAGCAGGGCCGCCGACCGAGCAAGCGAGGCGUUGGCAUGCAGUUUGGACCAGACGUCACCAAGCGGUUCUGCGAAAAGAACGGUCUCGAGGCCGUUAUUCGAAGUCACGAGGUUCGCAUGGAUGGCUACGAGGUUCAGCAUGAUGGAAAAUGCGUCACAGUCUUCUCGGCACCAAGAUACUGCGAUUCGACGGAGAAUCGGGGAGCUUACAUCAAUAUCCGCUCCGACUACAAGCUCCAGUAUGAGCAGUUUGAUGCCGUGCCUCAUCCAGACAUUCGCCCGAUGGCGUACGCACAGAGCUCUCUCAUGUCGUCUUUGAUGUAG